CCCAGUAGAAUUCAAGUCUCACCAGUACGCAGUCAACAAGGUACUUGUAAAUCACGUGAUCAGAUCCAUAACAACCGAUGGGGACACAGCUUGCAAGAUAACAUGUCACCUGAACCCCGAUUGCAUUUCGUACAAUAUUGGACCGACCUCAUUAGGGCUGUACMURUGUCAACUGAACAACGCUGAUCAUCGUCAGUAUCCRUUGGAUUUCAAAAACAGGGCUGGACAUAGCUAUAGGAAGAUUAAGAGCGAAUCUUGUGACAGCAACCCUUGCUUUGGUAAUGCAACAUGCCAGGAGAAGAACCAAGGUGAAAGCUUCACAUGUCUGUGCCCAAGGAAUUAUACUGGCCAGAAGUGCGAGAUACUUUUGAAUGCUGACUGUCGAGAGAUGCUUUUUUCAUCACACGAAGAAACCAAUAAAAGUCUCAUAAAUCACGUGGUAGCAAACAUGACGGUGGAGAGUGCUUCCCUUUGUAGAAUUCAGUGCUAUYGUAACCACGACUGCAUCUCAUACAACAUUGGUCYUUCACAUACACAAGGCAUGAUUCUGUGUCAGCUGAACAGCGCAGAUCGACAUCAAUACCCGCUGGAUUUCAUCGAGAAGGAGGAGUAUACUUAUAUAGAGGCGAAGAAUUUCUGCAAGAACGAUUCUUGUAUMCAGAAUGCAACUUGCCAGAGCGGCUUUGGUCCAGAACGAUUCCGAUGCCUCUGCCCAAAAGGUUUUACAGGAUCACAUUGCAAUACAGAAAUAAUCCAAAAAGUCCAAGCCAACACUUCUCCAGUUUGCUUUGGAACAAAGAAUGAUUCAUUUGGGCUUUUCAAGUCCCCUAUCAAAGGUUCAGUCAAGUCCAUCCAAAUGGUUCACAUUUCAGGAGGAGUUGCUUGGGAUGGUGGACCUGAUUAUGAAGAGAACUGGGGGGAUUCUUUUAGCGAACUAUUCGAAGUCCAUAUCACAAACGAGAAGAACGAGAGGAUUGCCCCACCGGUUGGCUACUUCAUGAAUGAUACUGAGAGCUUGCGGUACAGCAUUCCCGGCGAGAGUUACAAUGCAACAAAUUUUACCUUUCCCGAAUUUUCUCCAAGGCUGACUGUUUAUAAAGACCAAGUCUUUAGGGUUUGGUACGGAGAAGACCUUGUUAACUACGACGAAGAAAAUAACACGGGAAAAACAUGUGCAAAUGUUUACAUGGAGUAUCGACAAUCUUAAACAUUCACACGAAGCACUUUCCUAAAUAGAAACUGUAUGCUACCGUCAMUGGUCACCUUUCGGAAAAGGUAGUGGAGAUACUCCCUCCGAUUUUUCUGACCUCCUCGUCCCUCUUCCGCAAAGGUUCGACAAUUGGUUCAGGUCUAAGGGGAGUGUCAACUAGCAACUCGUGCUCAUGCCUUGAAAUUGACCUAACUUCUGCAAGACAUAAAUUUAGGGUCAGAUUGGAUGCAAUCAAGUCUAAUUGAAAAAAAAAAAAAAAAAAACAUGACAGAUUUGUGGAUUGUCCUCAGCACAAACUUGGGAGACGACAAACUGACACUUGACAUCCUAUUUACAUAUAUCAUGUCACUUGGAUGAGAUCAGUUUGUGGUGGAAAUCUCACCUACUUGGCGGUAACCUCAGCUUUUCUCCAUUAGACUGGCUAGGGAGAGGAGCCAUAGGCAAGACGGAACAAUGGAGGUUACGAAAUAUUUGGUUUACYACAGAUUUGCUCCAGAAAAGAGCAUCCAUUAUGCAGAUCAAUUAUAAUAGCCUGUAGUGCUUCAACUUCAUCAUGUGCCGAUGUGGAUCAAAAUAUAUACAAAAGAACAACGACAACAACAACAAAAAACAUGCAAUUAUUGUCACAAUGCAAAACAAUGAAAUACACAUGCCUUUACUUCAUAUCAUAAUACACAUAUUUAUUUUCAUAACAUGUUAGGUUCUCUAUAUCGGCAAAUAUCCCUUGAAAGAAAUAGUAUAAUUUACUACAGAUAUUGCCCACUUUAGUGCAGUUUAUUUCGUAUUGUCUAAGAUUUAUGUACAAACACUAUUGAUAUGAUUUUCCGAUUUUUGGCUCUGUGCGAGCCAUAACAUUCUGGGAUAUAUUAGUUCAAUAUAUAUGAGCAUGCGUUUUAAAUACAAGGUACUUAAUAGGAGACGGACGAUCUAUAAAGCAGUUAAAAGUUCCGUAAAGAAACAGAACGUAAGCUUUUCAAUUCAUAAUUAUUCUACUUACUUUUCUGCUYCAGUUGACCUUGAUCAAUUUCUACGCCCUCUCUCUUAAGUCCCAAUACCCCUUCAGCCGACUUCACAAAAGAAACUAAAGCAAUUCCGUAGGGCGACGGGCUGUGGACUCUCGGACACACCCAACAGCCCGAAAAUGGCCGUAAUGAAUUGAUAAGACCAAGAAAAUCAAAUUCUUGGCACAAGAUGUUCACAUAMGUUUUGCAAUGGAUCAUGGAAGACCAUUUGGAUCUCAAAUAACGGUUCAUCUGGGGUCCCUUUUAGUAUCUGAUUAUAGAAGCCAUCCUCCUAACCAGAAUGUAGCCUACGGAACUGUGAAGAAUGUCUGCUUACAUAUCUCGAUAAAUAACUUUGAUGUCCAUGCAUGUUUCACCAACAUUAUCCAUUUCAUUUUGCCCACCGAUCAAAUCCUCCCCAAACCAGAUCCGAAAUUUGGUGCCACCAUUAUAGGCAUACCUUGGAGUUGAUGUGUCUGGCAAUCGUAUUUCUGCAUCAUUGUUAUACUGGUUAUCGAUUUUAUAUGCAGUCAUCUUCCUAACCCAUUUUUUGUAAUCAUUAGGAGGUGCAACCCUAGUUCCAUUAACAAGUGUCACAAAAAUCUGGAAUAUAUCUCUUUUACCAAGAUUUGUUCCCCAGUUGUCCUUCGUCGAGUUUGAAUUUAAAUUGCUAACUCCACCAGAUUUAUAAAUGAGCUUGAAGGUUACAAUAACGCCUGUUUGAGGAAUUUGGAAUUCUCCAAAUUGAUCAUCUUUUGUUCCAACACAAAUAUUUCUAUCGUUGACUAGCACCUCUUUUGUUAAUUCUGAAAGCCAACAUAAAAAAAAAUCAAGAAAGGAUUAAGCAUUGCACUCGCUGGAAAAAAGUCUGAAUUCCUCGUGUAAUCCACUUCUAACAAUAAACAAAGGAACUUCUA
Exaiptasia diaphana is the source of this 3128-nucleotide messenger RNA. RefSeq lists its product as uncharacterized. The record is from RefSeq and is a predicted model, not a curated record. NCBI's taxonomy places the organism in Eukaryota, Metazoa, Cnidaria, Anthozoa, Actiniaria, Aiptasiidae. The transcript is spliced from 5 exons. Bases 389 to 1207 code for a protein of 272 amino acids.